Messenger RNA from Dovyalis caffra, 1926 nucleotides. The record is from the annotation of a GenBank genome assembly. NCBI's taxonomy places the organism in Eukaryota, Viridiplantae, Streptophyta, Magnoliopsida, Malpighiales, Salicaceae.
AUGGUACCUGCUAUUGAUGGUUGUAUUGGAUUAGUUUUGGCAUCAAAUAAUGGAACGUAUUCAGCGAUGGAGCCUCCUGAUGCUAAGGCUGAUUUGGUAGAAAAAGAUGCUACCGGUAGAUAUGUCCGGUCUGAUGAGGUGUUAGGCAAAGGUGCUUUCAAGACUGUUUACAGGGCAUUUGAUGAAUUGGAUGGAAUAGAAGUUGCCUGGAACCAAGUGAGGAUUGAUGAUGUCUUGCGGUCACCGGAAGAUUUAGAAAAAUUAUAUUCUGAAGUUUAUCUGCUAAGGUCAUUAAAUCAUGAAAACAUCAUCAAGUUCUCCAAUUCUUGGGUGGAUGAUGAGGACAAAACAAUUAACAUGAUUACUGAACUCUUCACAUCUGGGAAUCUGAGACAAUAUCGGAAGAAGCACAGACAUGUUGAUAUGAAAGCAAUAAAGAAUUGGGCGAGGCAAAUUCUCCAAGGUUUAGCCUAUCUCCACGGUCAUAACCCCCCUAUCAUUCACAGGGAUUUAAAAUGUGACAAUAUAUUUGUUAAUGGAAAUCAUGGAGAAGUUAAAAUUGGAGACCUUGGAUUGGCCAUUGUUAUGCAGCAGCCUACUGCAAAAAGCGUUAUUGGGACUCCUGAAUUUAUGGCUCCAGAACUAUAUGAAGAGGAAUAUAAUGAACUUGUCGACAUAUAUUCUUUUGGGAUGUGCAUGUUAGAAAUGGUUACUUGUGAUUAUCCAUACAGUGAAUGCAAAAAUGCAGCUCAAAUUUAUAAGAAGGUUACCUCUGGUAUUAAACCUGCUUCCCUCAAUUCAGUGGGUGAUACACACAUUAAAGAGUUUAUUGAGAAAUGUCUUCUUCCAGCAUCUGAGCGAUUGUCUGCCAAGGAGCUACUCAAACAUCCAUUUCUACAGCUUGAGAAUCCAAUAUUGGAAGCCAUCCGUGAUCCCUUACAGUUACCUAACCAGUUUUCUAGAUCAAUAAGUUUACUGAAGUCUGGGCCUCGAUCAAUGGACAUGGAUAUCGACGAUAAGCAGCUUUCUGAAAGUACAUGUACAGGAAGCAACAAUGAAAGUCCAAAAUCUCCAGUUUUGGAAUAUCAGAUAGCUCAUAAGAACAACGAAUUUGGGUUAAAAGGGAUGAAAUAUGAUGAUAACUCCGUGUCAUUGACCUUAAGAAUCUCUGACUUGGGUGGUCGAGUCAGGAAUAUUCAUUUUAUCUUCUACCUUGACAGUGAUACUGCAAUAUCUGUGGCAAGUGAGAUGGUUGAACAACUAGAAUUGGCCGAUCAUGAUGUUGCCUUCAUAGCUGAGCUUAUUGAUUCCUUGAUUAUGAAACUUCUCCCUGAUUGGAAGCCAUCGUCUAAUUAUUCCUCAAAUGUUGCAAUAAGUCCUUGCACUGAGUCCCCAGUGCUUGAAAAUGGAGAAAGCUUGCUUGCAUACCCUUGGGAUUCAAUGUUGACUGGUGUUCCUGUUGAAACACUGGCUGAGCAAUAUGAUCUCUCUGGGUUAACAACAAGUCCUUCGAGAGGAGAGGAGUGCAUACAAGCUGAUGAAAGUAAUAUCAGUGACAACCUCAGCAAUGAGAUUUCUAAAUUUGAUUGCAAUUCCUCUCCAAGUUUAGCUGACAUGGAAGAUCAAGAUUCUCAGUCAUCAGUUGGUUCAAAGAUACUUGUUCAAGGCGCUUCAUCUAAAAACAAUGGAACGUCUGAAUUCCCUGAUUACAAUACUGAUGGAAGCUUCAAUGUUAUGAGUUUGACAAGCAGCUGUUCUUCUCUAUAUUUAGCUGACAAAGAUGGAUAUGUUGAUCUAAAGCUGGAACUUGAUGCAAUAGAGGCACAGUACCAGAAUUGGUUUGUAGAACUUACUAGGAUGAAAGAGGAGGCAUUGGAGGCUACCAGAAAGAGAUGGACGGAAAAGAAGAAGUUGGCUGUUCAUUGA